UCCUGCAUUUCGUCGACAAGGAUGGAACACCAUGCUACCGAGGUGAAGCAGACACCAGAUCAAGUUGGGGAUCAGAGCCAGGCCGCCCAGAAGAUCGGGACGAAGAAGGCUGAGCUGAAACCCAGUGAGGCAAAGAAGCUCAUCGAGUUCAUGGAAAAGAAUUACCAGGAGCGUGUCGCGAAGGUUCAGUCCUUCGACGAGUUCUACCACGCCAUCUUCGAGCUCAUGGAAUUGUUCUGCGAGGAACGUGGGCAGGUGCAGUACAGGAUUCCAGACAAAGAGAAACUUCAGCAGGCAUACAUAAGACACCACAAGACGGCGGGCGAGCUGAAGAAGGACGAGUUCGUGAAGAUCAGCAAGGAGAUGGUCGGGCUGGACAGCUUCAGCUUCGGCAAGGCGGCCACGGAGUUCCUGCUGCUGCUCUUCGGCGCCCCGUUCUGCGCGCUGGUGGUGAAGAGGGUCCUGCCGGGCCUCCGCGGGCUCUCCGACGACAUCGUCAUCCCGCUCGCCACCUCCGGCUCCGUCGCCUACCUCGUCCACACCAAGAAGCUCUGAACGAAACUGUGACAGAGAAAAUAAAAAGUUGGACCCCGUACUUCCGUGCGUGGCCGCAUGAACAAAUACUAGAAUGGCAGUCCGACUCUGAGCAUGAUGGGUAGUUGGGUACCUGAAUAAUACAAAUACUCAACUAUAUUAAA
Lolium rigidum is the source of this 698-nucleotide messenger RNA. RefSeq lists its product as uncharacterized. Lineage: Eukaryota; Viridiplantae; Streptophyta; Magnoliopsida; Poales; Poaceae. The record is from RefSeq and is a predicted model, not a curated record. The transcript has 4 exons. The coding region runs from base 22 to 555 and encodes 177 amino acids.